Prionailurus viverrinus (fishing cat) is the source of this 2126-nucleotide messenger RNA. It is a transcript of the gene FOXO4, whose product is annotated as forkhead box O4. The record is from RefSeq and is a predicted model, not a curated record. Lineage: Eukaryota; Metazoa; Chordata; Mammalia; Carnivora; Felidae. The transcript has 3 exons. Gene Ontology annotation, molecular function: DNA-binding transcription factor activity, RNA polymerase II-specific; RNA polymerase II cis-regulatory region sequence-specific DNA binding. Bases 413 to 1942 code for a protein of 509 amino acids. Gene Ontology annotation, biological process: regulation of transcription by RNA polymerase II. Gene Ontology annotation, cellular component: nucleus.
UUGGGAGGAGUGUCCGGGGGGCAGCAACUUAAAAGGGGGAGGGAACCGCGGCUAAGGAGACGUUUGGUGAUGGGAGCGCAAUGUAUGAGGGGAUACGGUGCCUCAGGUUUAAAAGAGCAGGAAGCUGAGUGAGAGGUUGGAAAAAAAGUGCCUUCGCUAGGCGGAGGUUACAGGUGGUGUCUCAGAAAGAGCUCUGAGGCUGUCCGCUUGUAGUCGAGAAGAGGAUCAGAGAACUGUGUAGAAGGGACAGCUUGGGGGCUAGCGUCCUGGGGCGAGGGGGAAGUUCGCGACUUUCUGAGGACCGGCAGGAAUGUGCCUCCUGGCCCUCGGUGCUUCCCCCCUGGGGGGAGGCAUCGUGAGGGACUGUGGCAGGCUCCUCUGAACGCUGAGUGGCGGAGGUCCAACUCCACGUAUGGAUCCAAGGAAUGAGAAUUCAGCCACAGAGGCUGCUGCGAUCAUAGACCUCGAUCCCGACUUCGAACCCCAGAGCCGUCCCCGCUCCUGCACCUGGCCCCUUCCCCGACCAGAGCUCGCUACCGAGGCGUCCGAGCCGCCUGAGCCGCCCGAGGUGGAGCCGGGUCUGGGAGAGAAGGUACACACGGAGGGGCGCUCAGACCCGAUCCUGUUGCCCUCCCAGCUCCCCGAGCCGGCAGGGGGCCCCCAGCCCGGGAUCCUGGGGGCUGUAACAGGUCCUCGGAAGGGAGGCUCCCGCCGGAAUGCCUGGGGAAAUCAGUCAUAUGCAGAACUCAUCAGCCAGGCCAUUGAAAGCGCCCCCGAGAAGCGACUGACACUCGCCCAGAUCUAUGAGUGGAUGGUCCGCACUGUGCCCUACUUCAAGGACAAGGGUGACAGCAACAGCUCAGCAGGAUGGAAGAACUCGAUCCGCCACAACCUGUCCCUGCACAGCAAGUUCAUCAAGGUUCACAACGAGGCUACUGGCAAGAGCUCUUGGUGGAUGCUGAACCCUGAGGGAGGCAAGAGCGGCAAGGCUCCCCGCCGCCGGGCAGCCUCCAUGGAUAGCAGCAGCAAGCUGCUUCGGGGCCGCAGCAAGGCCCCCAAGAAGAAACCAGCUGUGCUGCCAGCCCCGCCUGAAGGUGCCACUCCAACCAGCCCCAUUGGCCACUUCACCAAGUGGUCAGGCAGCCCUUGCUCUCGAAACCCUGAAGAAGCAGAUGUGUGGACCACCUUCCGUCCACGAAGCAGUUCAAAUGCUAGCAGUGUCAGCACAAGGCACUCCCCCAUGAGGCGAGAGUCUGAGGUGCUGGCAGAGGAGGAGAUACCAGCCUCCGUCAGCAGCUAUGCAGGGGGUGUCCCUCCCACCCUAAAUGAAGAUCUGGAGCUGUUAGAUGGGCUCAAUCUCACAUCUUCCCAUUCCCUGCUAUCUCGGAGUAGUCUCUCUGGCUUCUCUUUGCAGCAUCCUGGGGUGACAGGUCCCUUACACACCUACAGCACCUCCCUCUUCAGCCCAGCAGAGGGGCCCCUGUCAGCAGGAGAAGGGUGCUUCUCAAGCUCCCAGUCUCUGGAGGCCCUGCUCACCUCUGAUACGCCACCACCCCCUGCUGAUGUCCUCAUGACCCAGGUAGAUCCCAUUCUGUCCCAGGCUCCGACACUUCUGUUGCUGGGGGGCAUACCUUCCUCCAGUAAGCUAGCCACAGGGGUUGGCCUGUGUCCCAAGCCCCUAGAGGCCCCAGGCCCCAGCAGUCUGGUUCCCACCCUCUCUAUGAUAGCGCCACCUCCAGUCAUGGCAGGUGCUCCCAUCCCCAAGACCCUGGGGACUCCUGUGCUCACACCUGCUAUGGAAGCUGCAAGCCAAGACAGAAUGCCUCAGGAUCUAGAUCUCGAUAUGUACAUGGAGAACCUGGAGUGUGACGUGGAUAACAUCAUCAGUGACCUCAUGGAUGGGGGCGAGGGAUUGGACUUCAACUUUGAGCCAGAUCCCUGAGCCAUGGCUAGAAGCUUUGUCCCCUGCUUCAGAGGUGGAGCCAGGCGUGCCCAUAUCCACUCUUUACCCUUGACCCUUCCCUGGGAAUUUGGGACCCUGCUUUAGAGCUAGGGUGGGGUCUGCUCACACAGGUGUUGAGGAAAUUAGAAAGAUAAAACUGCCCCAUAUGGGAACUAUGGGGGGA